AUUGCCACUACCUCUCUCUUUCCCGGAGACUCUACUACAAUGGCGUUGUGUGCCCCUACACACAACCUUUCUCUUAUCCCGUCGAAAAGCCAUGCAAGAACGGGAAGAGAAAGAAGAAGUAGAGGCUCUAGGGUGGUUCAGAUAGUGGCGGUGUAUGACGUGGCUGGCAGGGAAGGUGGACAAGAGGCGGCGUACGAAGAAGGACAGCUGGACCGCCCAAAGUGGGUUGGUGCUACCCCUCUCUCUCGUCUCGUCGGAGCUCUUAUUUCCUUCAAGCCUCUCUACUCUCUGCUCAAGCUCGGUGCCAGACAAGUCCUCAUCAGUACAGCUGAGAAGAAGAACAUUCCAUGGAGGGAAAUGACGAGGGAGGUUCUGGAAUCAGAUGUGUACAAGGAAUUGGAGAGCAUUCAGAACCCUUCACUUGUAUACCCAGAGUAUUAUUUGAAUCCUUUCCAUGCGUAUGAUGAGGGCAACCUUUCAUGGCUGGCUGCUGCAGAAGCAGAGGCUGCAACCAUGUCAAUGACAAGACGAGCAAUACCUUAUGCUUUGUCAUUAGAUGAAGCUAAUAGAAUAGUACGUGGAAAUUGGCUUCAAGCGAUUGAGCAACAUCAUCUGCAGUAUUCUGGAAAUUCCAUGAUCAGGGACAUUUUAGAUAUUGGAUGCUCUGUAGGUGUCAGCACAGGAUAUCUGGCCGACAAGUUUCCAGCUGCUAAAGUCACUGGUCUAGAUUUGUCACCUUACUUUCUUGCUGUAGCUCAAUUUAAGGAAAAGAAACGAUCCCCAAGAGAGAAUCCAAUUAGCUGGAUUCAUGCAAUUGGGGAAAACACAGGCUUAUCUUCCAACUCAUUUGACAUUGUUUCCAUGGCUUAUGUGCUUCAUGAAUGUCCUGAAAGAGCAAUAGUGAAUUUAGUGAAGGAAGCAUUCCGCCUCCUUCGACCCGGAGGCACGGUUGCCGUGACAGAUAAUUCGCCAAAGUCAAAGAUCCUUCAGAUAUUACAAAUUGAGGAGAAGAAAUCCGAGGGUCAGGAAAGUGUGGAUGAGAAUGAAGAAACUGAAGCAAUAGAGCUUGUUCUCUUCCAAGUCUCUGAAUGUUACGUGUACAUAAUACCCCCAAGGAAAAGUGCAGCUUCCUAUAGGGCUGAUGAGUGGGAUGUCAACAAAUGGGCAUGGGAGGGGGUGUUGAAAGUUAUUAGCAAGGGAGAGGAGUGCAUUAUCAGACUUGAAGAUAAGACCACAGGUGAAUUAUAUGCUCGGGCAUUUUUGAGAAAUGGAGAGCCGCAUCCAGUGGAACCUGUAAUUGAUAGCAGCAGAUAUUUUGUUCUUCGCAUAGAAGAGAACAUUGGUGGUCGUCUUCGGCAUGCUUUCAUUGGCUUAGGAUUUCGAGAAAGAACAGAAGCUUAUGAUUUCCAGGCGGCCUUGCAUGACCACAUGAAAUAUCUGAACAAAAAGAAAACUGCCGAAGAGAUGGAACAGCAUUACCAGCAAGCUUCUUUGGUUGAUUACAGUUUAAAAGAUGGGGAGACUCUUGUACUCCAAAUAAAGAACAACAAAAGCGGUUGCAGUGUGAAGUCCAAUUUUUUUGAAAAGGGUCUGAACAAUCCCUCCGAGGAAAAGGGUAAGGGGAAAGAGCCCCUAAUUUCUAUAAAACUACCACCGCCACCCCCUGCUCCACUUUCACCUGCUACAACUGCUCAGAAGUCUCCAGCAAAUGUGCCACCAAAGUUCAAUCUCGAGGAAACCUCUAAAGAUGAGGCCCCAGAAUCAGCAAAAGAAGAAGCUAAAGACCUAAAUUCUCCUGAAAAACACAGUAUACAGGAUAUUCCAGAUGAUGGUUUCGGUGAUUUUCAAGCAGCUGGGUGACAUGGUCUGUGAUGCUGAUAUGUUUAGAAGUAAAUGCUCAAAUUCUUUUCUCUCUCUCUAAUGGUUUGGGGUUUGUGAUGGAUUAGGUUGAAUUUACAAAUUUCCUCUGAUCUGGUAAAUAUUUGUUAUACUACACAAUUUGGAGUUAGUUUAGAGAUGUAAGUCUUGAACUUUGCUGAUGCAAGUGAUUUUAUUUA
Messenger RNA from Corylus avellana, 2057 nucleotides. Its product is annotated as Adaptin ear-binding coat-associated protein 1 NECAP-1. Lineage: Eukaryota; Viridiplantae; Streptophyta; Magnoliopsida; Fagales; Betulaceae. Gene Ontology annotation, biological process: endocytosis. The record is from RefSeq and is a predicted model, not a curated record. Gene Ontology annotation, cellular component: clathrin vesicle coat; membrane.